This is a messenger RNA of Calidris pugnax (ruff), 2155 nucleotides long. It is a transcript of the gene CFAP97, whose product is annotated as cilia and flagella associated protein 97. The record is from RefSeq and is a predicted model, not a curated record. Gene Ontology annotation, biological process: spermatogenesis. Bases 304 to 1773 code for a protein of 489 amino acids. The transcript has 7 exons. NCBI's taxonomy places the organism in Eukaryota, Metazoa, Chordata, Aves, Charadriiformes, Scolopacidae.
GAGGGGGCUGGCCCGGGCUGCUUAGGAGCCGGGCAUCCAGACGGCGGCCGCAUCGCUGUGCGGUUCCUCCUUCCCCUCCUCUCUCUCUCCCCUUCCGUGCCCGCAGUUUUCCUCAAGCGUGUUCAGUCGUCGCCAACAGUCGCAUCCUCCGUGGUUUCCUCGGGACGACGGUGCCGUAACUCCCCCUGCCCUAAAGGUUCCCAAAGUGGGGCUGCCGUUAGGAGAAAUAACCAACCACUGCGUCUCCUGAGCCCCGUGGAUUUGGGUGGAAACGGCAAAAGAGGUGGCACUUCGUAUUUCGCCAUGGACCAGUUUGAAGAUGUAUCAGAUGGUGAAGUAGAUCAUGCUUUCUUUGACAGUGAUUUUGAGGAAAACAAAAAGAAAGCUGAAGAAAAUGGUGAAUGUAUAGAGAAAGAAAAUACAAGUGCAGCUGUUGAUGACCCUGAUUUAGUUUCUAAUCCAAAGGUUGCAAAGUGUUGUGAGGAGGAAAGUGAAGAAAAGCAGAAGGAUUUGCAGAAGGAUCAGCCCCUAGAAAACAACACAGAUAAUCCUGGAGAUGCUUCAUCUUUGUCAGUUUCUCUAGUUGCAGAAAAUGCAGGGACAUCUGGAGUGACAUUUGCAGCAAGUAGAGCAACGCAGGAGAACGUUCCCGCUGGAAUCCCCAAAAUAGUUAAAGAACGUGAAGAAGAUUAUUAUACAGAUGAAGAAGAUAGCAGUGACGAUGGCAAAGCCCAGAAGGUUAGACCAAAAUCAGCUAAGCAGUCAAACAACAUAAAAAAGGCUAGCAAAAAAUAUAUUAAUAUUAGUUCCUCCUCUUCUUCAUCCUCCUCAUCUUCCUCGUCCUCAUCCUCAAGCUCAGAUACAGAUAGUUCUGAUACAGAUUCCGAUAGCUAUUUAUCAGAUUUAUCUUGUUCUUUCUCAAAGAGGAAUGCUUCUAGGAACGAUCUUCUGUCUCCAAAACAAAAAUUCAAGUCGGCACUGAAAUUAGCAGAAGGAAAACCCAAGCUCAGUGAGUACUUGGAGGAGUCUGAAGACACCGUGACUGACGUAACACCUCUGUCAACUCCAGACAUCAGCCCUAUCCAGUCUUUUGAACUUGCAGCGUCAAACGAUAAGAAACUAAAAAUAAAAAGACAGGAAAAUGUGAACCAAGAAUUAUAUGAUUCCGAGUUUGAUCGCAGAUAUAGUCAAAAAGUCUUGCAUGAUGCCAUGGACCUGAAUCAGCUUUUGAAAGCUUUCCUACAGUUAGAGAAAAAAGAACAAAAUCUAACCGUGGAUCAGCCAUCUAAAGGAACAAGGAAAAAUUAUUCUUUUUCGAAUGACGAAGUGAGACGGAUUGAUCGGGAAAACCAAAGGUUGCUAAAGGAACUGUCCAAACAAUCUGCAAAGCCAAGAAGAACCACAUUGAAGAAGUCAGCUGGACCUCCUCCUAGACUGUACCACACUGCCCUCAACAGGCAAAAGGAGCAGCAAAGGAUCGAAAGAGAAAAUCUGGCUUUCCUGAAAAGACUGGAAGCAGUGAAACCGACACCUGGAAUGAGGCGUUCUGAACAAUUGAUGGACUAUCAGCGCCAGAUAAGUUAUCUAAGUUCUUCACCAACUGUAAGAAGAGGAAGAUCUGCUUUCAGCCAGCUUAGUCCUUCUAGAGGUAUUUCGAGAGCAUCGGGUGUACCGAGUACAAGGAGCCAGAGGAAUGAAAAAUCCAUGUCCGAUCCAGCCGGCGGGGUGUUACAGAGACCUAAACCCACUAACGUUCGUGCUGCUUGGUUAUAAGCCUCGUGUUCUGAGAUGAUCCUCAGAAUUCUUUUUUUUACUGCUUUUGUAAAUUCUGUGCGCAAAAAAUUCUUCCUGCAUCGUUCAGUGAUUAAAAUGCAUUGCAUAUGAUAUAAUUGCUUAUAAAAUGGUUUCAAGGGAACACGUUCACUUCGGUCAGUUUUUACCGUGACAGGAAGAACUUAUGAAAGAGAAGGAAGUAUUUGAAUGGACAAGUUAAAUAGAAAUUGCUAAUUGUUACUUUAUUCUCAAAUCAUAAGUGGAUUUUGUAUACGUAACAUGGAAGGACAGAAUUGCUGCACUAUAGGCACAAGAUGUAAAGAAGAUCUUUAAAAUAAUAUUAUUUUAAAAGAUUGCAUUAAACUCGUAAGCAUAUGCUUAA